AAAACAUGAACUUGGACCGGACCGGAGUCAGUUUCCACAAACCGGUAACACGCACUCAACAUUACUUACCUGUUGAAAAUUAAAAGAGUAUCUACCCACCCCCGCAUAACCCCGCACCCCAUUAACCACACCCUACACUAAAGGCUAUCUACCCACCCAAUCCAUUAACCCACCCCCAACCCUAACCCCAACUCCAACCCCCCUUCUCUCACGCUCCCUACCCGAAGGGCUGGCUACCCAAGAUUGGUGCAUUUUCAUCUUGAAAUUUACGAAACUGGUAGAGUCUGAGGGAGGCCCUGUGUAAUGAACGUCUUGUUUAAUGCAUGUUCUGCUGCAGUAUUAACAAGGACUAGCAGUUGUGCUGUGAAGAGUUCAAUUGGUGCAUUUCCAACUCUUUCAUGGAAGACAGGUGUUGGACAUAGAAAAGUUGAUUUCGACUUGUUUUUUAAGCGAAUUUGCGUUCGCUGCUAUUCAUCCAAAAAGUCUAGUGGGGAUAGUUCUUCUAGCUCACAGAAGUCUGAUCCUACUCCAAAAAUGAAGGAAGAUAGAGAUGGUUUCUUUGUUGUUAGGAAAGGAGAUCUUGUUGGAGUCUACAAAAACUUGAGUGAUUGCCAGACUCAAGUCGGAUCCUCGAUAUGUGAUCCCCCUGUAAGUGUGUAUAAAGGCUAUGCGAUGCCUAAGGACACAGAAGAAUAUCUGCUCUCUUGUGGGCUUAAAAAUGCUCUUUACUCUAUCAGAGCUGCUGAUCUCACUGAAGAUCUCUUUGGAGCCCUAGUACCAUGCCCUUUUCAGCACAUGAUGGUCAGUCAGCAACCUUCUUCUUCAAAAGGUGGGAUGCCUGAACAUAUGCCAAAGAAGAGGUCACAGGAUGUAAUGUGGUCAGAAUAUUCGGAUGCUGUUGGAUCAGCAGCUAUUUCAAAUGAUUCCGUAAGAAAGCAUGUCAAGUUAGAUGAUCAUAAGGGUGACCAAGUUCUAGCUCUACCAUCUGGUCGAUCGUGUACUCUUGAAUUUGAUGGUGCUUCAAAAGGAAAUCCCGGACUAGCUGGUGCAGGAGCUGUACUGCGGGCUGAUGAUGGCAGUUUUAUCUGUAGGCUACGUGAAGGUUUAGGAGUAGCAACAAACAAUGCUGCUGAAUAUCGAGGCAUUAUUUUGGGAUUGAACUAUGCAGUUAGCAAAGGGUUUACAAGUAUUCGCGUUCAGGGUGACUCCAAACUUGUUUGUAUGCAGAUCCAGGGCCUAUGGAAGGUUAAAAAUCAAAACAUCUCCACUUUGUAUGAGCAGGCAAAACAACUGAAAGAUAGGUUUCUUUCUUUCCGGAUCAUUCAUGUCCUUCGGGAGUCAAACUCUGAUGCAGAUGCUCAGGCGAACUUGGGUGUUGCACUUGCUGAUGGUCAAAUUCAGGAGGAGAUCAUAGAGAAAUGACAAAAAGGCACUUGAAAAUGACUUCAAAGUCCAUGGCAGGAAAAUGUAGUAAUGGUACAGACAACGAAUUCUACGUGCUAACCACUAAGAUUCAUAGUUUCUCAGGGUAAAAAUUUCCUAUUUUGCCAAUACCACCAACCUUAAAGGAGUAUACUAAUAUUGUUCAUUGUUUAAUGGAUUAAUGUUAUUGCAAUUGUGAACUAUGUAAAUUUAAUUAGGGAUGGGAUCAUAACUGGCACCAGCACCAAGUGUUACUAAUCGUUGGCUCUUUUAAUCAAGUGCAAAACAAUUGAUGCAAGUCAUAAUAUGUGAUUUGUCAUUAUUGUAACAGAACAAUUGUUUUCUCAUCUUUCACUCCUUAAUCUACUGCGGAGACACGUUAAUUAUUUGUA
This is a messenger RNA of Lycium ferocissimum, 1814 nucleotides long. RefSeq lists its product as uncharacterized. The record is from RefSeq and is a predicted model, not a curated record. NCBI's taxonomy places the organism in Eukaryota, Viridiplantae, Streptophyta, Magnoliopsida, Solanales, Solanaceae. Gene Ontology annotation, molecular function: RNA-DNA hybrid ribonuclease activity; nucleic acid binding. Bases 304 to 1422 code for a protein of 372 amino acids. The transcript has 11 exons.